Molecule: messenger RNA, 902 nt
Organism: Misgurnus anguillicaudatus (oriental weatherfish)
Lineage: Eukaryota; Metazoa; Chordata; Actinopteri; Cypriniformes; Cobitidae
Product: jupiter microtubule associated homolog 1
Cellular component (GO): nucleus
Source: RefSeq, a predicted model, not a curated record
AGGGCCGCUCCGCUACGCUCGGGUUUCAGCUGGUCCGGGCGGAGUCCAUGCGGGAUAAAGGAAUUAGACCAAUUCAGUCCAGCUGAAGGUUUUUCACGCCGUUUAGCGACGACAUCAGCCGCUCAACAUGACCACGACGACCACCUUUCAAGGCAUGGAGCCCGGUGCCAAAAACAGUUCCAGGGUUUUGUGUCCUCCUGGAGGAGCCUCUAAUAUUUCCUUUGGAACAGAGGAAGAGAAGCCGGUGCGCAAAAACAAGAUGGCCUCCAGUAUCUUUGCUGAACCUGACGACCCUCACGCUCAUCGAAGGAACAACCCACCAACUGGAGAAGCGUCUGGGGUUUUGUGUGGAGAACCGUCGGCUCCUCUCAGACGGUGCCAACCUGCCAUCGUCUAUGAUAAUGGAGUUCCUGGCGACCGUCAAGCCAACAACGAUCAAAAUGACCAUGAAGAGGACAACAUCGAAGAAGCCCCGGAGCAGAAAGACGCCGCCGCACAACCUUCUGCCCCCUCGGCACCCGCCGGCCUCCCCUCCGGCCGGAGGAACCCACCCGGUGGCAAAUCCAGUCUGAUCCUGGGCUGAAACGGCCUUCAUUGAACUUUCUUUGCUCUAUCUGUAUUUCUCUCUCUUUUUUUAAGGAACUUCUUCCUUCACUCUUAUCGUGAGCCAUGGAAACUUUCGUCCUCCACCGUCUUUUCAUUUUUCUAUUGCGAAACAAGAGAAGUGAUCGUUGACAGAAGCACUUUAUGUAAGAAGUCCGUUUCAGUCGCUCCUGCAGGAAUUCAAGGCAUGAGAGAUUCAGAUCGACUUUUAAUCUGCCCUGGUGUAAAUCAUUGAAGGACAAAAAAAAGAUUUGUUGCGCAAAAUUUCUAAGUACAAAUAAAGAUUGAUAUGAAUUUCA